Messenger RNA from Clonostachys rhizophaga, 438 nucleotides. NCBI's taxonomy places the organism in Eukaryota, Fungi, Ascomycota, Sordariomycetes, Hypocreales, Bionectriaceae. The record is from the annotation of a GenBank genome assembly.
AUGGUCGCAGUCAACCAACUCGGCCUGGUAGCGGCCCUCCUCCUGGGUCUCGCCGUCGCCGCCCCCAUCGACCAGACUGCCGCGCUUGUCUCGCGAGCAGACACCAUCGAAUCCGUCGCCGAACCCAUGGCGCAACGAGACGACGAGGUCGAAGAAGAAGAACGCUCGGUCGAUGGAGGAGACCGCAUCUACGUCAUAACCGGCGACCACUGGGGCGACAAGAAGACACACAGCGGCAUGAGAGGAGGAACACCGUCGACAGCCCGCAUCCACAGCCUCCCUGGCCAUGACCACAAGAAGAACAACAAGGACAACUGGAGUUUCUUCUGGGGCAGCAAGAAGAAGAUGCACAGCUGGCAGGACGGCCGCGAGCCUUCCCGAGCCCGCAUCCACGCACUUCCAGGCCGUGACCGUGAGGCUGAGCACAAGUCAUCUUAA